UAGAAUUCCCCCAACCUUACCUGUUAUGUCACAUUAAAACCCAAUAAUAGUGAGCUACAAUUCCCCCAACCCCACCUGCAAACAGGUGUUCUGGACGAGCCGGCCAGCUCACAUGCUCUCUGACCUGUCUCUUUAAGCGACAGCAGCUCUCUUAAUUAGCUGCUCCAUCAAAUUACCAAAAUGCAUGUGUUUCCAUCAGAAGGUGCCAACGGCUUCUGCCCCUUCAACUUGCAGAAGAAGGGCCUUUGCCACGCAGACUGCUUCAACAGCUACAACAAUCUUCCUGCCACCUUCGCCCGCAGAAUAAGAGAUCGAGCAUCAGGAAUAGCCAGUAAACAAUAAGUGUCUGAAUCGCCGUUUGACACAACCGCAGAAAAGCCAAAUUCAGGAUGAAAAUGGAAUUACAUCCCACAAAAGAAAACCAAGACUGAUAGGAUGAACAUGGCAUCCAUGGGCAAUCUGUAUAGGUCAAUCCAAAUAGAUGUGGUAAAAGUCUUUUUUGUUUUUUCGCGAAAAAUGUUGAUUGUUAAGAUAAUAAAGGCGGCAGUAGAGGAAAUGCAACAAGUUGCCGUCAACAUGGAACUCCACUGCAAUAAAUAAGAGGAGCAGAUGAUGAGAGCAGCCAGAGGAUGUGCAGAAAGGGAUAGAUGAAUGCAAUUUAUAUUAAAAGAGAGAAGGAAUUGAAGAUCUGCGAACCAGAUCGACCUCUCGCUCUCUGCCUUUCCUUUUUCCUUUUUGCUCUCACCAUGACUGGUCCUCAUCAGAUAUGCCCAUCAUCGUCCACCACUUCAAAUUAGCCACAGAAAUGGGAAAAGCCAGCAAAUGGCUGAGAAGCUUCUGGGGCAGGAACAAGGAGCAGGUCAAGGACAAAGAAAAGCUAAACCAAACGUCUUCAAAUGAGGACAGAUCCGCCCCAACCGCAAGUCAAAUUCCAAAAGAGAAACGCAGAUGGAGUUUCUCCAGAUCGAAUCCUAAGGAUUCAAAUUCACCCAAUUCUUCUGCUGCAAACGCCGAUGCCACCACAACUGGCUCCAUUAUAUCCGCCUGUGAAUCGGAGAGUGAACAAAAGAAGCAUGAAAUUGCAGCUUCAGCAAAAGAUACCGUACUCGUUGGUGAUACUGCCGCUGCUGUCAGUAGGCUUAUCCUCGUGUCAAGCCAGCUGACUGUAGCUGAGGAAAUCGCUGCCAUUAAGAUUCAAGCUGUUUUCCGUUCUUAUCUUGUUGGCUCUCACUUGCUAUUUCUUGCUCUAAACUCCAAGUUAACAAAUUCAAAAUGUACUAACUUCUGCUUUCUGCAGGCAAGAAAAGCUUUGCGAGCACUCAAAGGCUUGGUGAAGUUGCAGGCCCUAGUGAGAGGUCAUCUAGUGAGGAAGCAGGCUACUGCCACUCUGCGGUGCAUGCAAGCACUUGUAACAGUUCAGGCCCGAGCCCGAGCUCAAAGAAUUAGAAUGACUGAAGAAGCACGAUAUCAUGCUCUGCAAUUAUCUGAUCCCAAGAGAACAAAUCAUGAACACCAAUUCAGAUGUUCAUAUAAUCCUGACAGAAGGAUUGAGAACAUAAAAAUUGUCGAGAUAGACAUGAGUGGAAGCGGGGAUACCUCAAAGGGGACAGCCAAUUCUAGGCCCGUGCCACCCCUUCCAAAGCUGGAUUGCACCAAAUCCGCUGCUCUAACCGAAUUAGCCGAUGACAGAGAAUGGGUCUGCAAAAAGGACACGGAGGAAUAUUCAACUAUAACAACACAUAGCACCUCACAGUAUUCAUCAGCCAAGCCCAUGCCAGAUACAACUGGAGGUUCAUUUGGAGCUUGGACAGCUGAAUACUCGCAACCAAUUUUCAGUGACAGCUUUUUCCCCAAUUACAUGGCCAACACAGAAUCUUCAAGAGCUAAAGCUCGGUCACAGAGUGCACCAAAGCAGAGACCUGAUUCGUUUGAGAAGGUUCUGGCUAAGAGGCGUGCAUCUAUGGAUAACAAGAGCGUACCCUGCGGAAUCCGGAUGCAAAGGUCAUCAUCACAUGUAGCUUCAUCCUGCAAAAGCUAUCAACACGCAGGCACCAUCAAACUUGACAGAUCGUCAAUUUCUCUGAGGGACAGUGAAUGUGAUUCCACCUGCUCCAUGCUUGCAAAUACUAAUUACCGCAGAUCAUUCAUUCGCAUAGAUGCGUCUAGCAAGAGGAAUUGACUCCAGCUCUUACUGAAUCACGAGUGAAUUGUGAAACGGCAAGAAAUCUGAAAAUACAGAAAUUACACAGGCCAGCUCUGUAUGGACAGAUAAAAGGGCAGAUUUCAGAUGCUUAAGAUGCAAAACAGUGCUUUAGAAAUAUAUUAAAGGCACAAAUUUUGUCACGUUUUCUGGCAAAAAGUUUUUUCCUGACCCAGACUGUAUAUAAGCUAGUUGGGUGAUGAUGUUCGCUGUGAAAUUCAAUAUUGCAGGUGGUAAGAAGGGAUUGUAAACGGUAUGAAGUUGAAAUUUCGGGAUCAAGUCCAACCCCAUUUUGUUUACUGAGUUUUCCCUUGUAAGGUGGUAGGGGUCACCCUCAGUUCAAUUCAAAGAACCAUUUUCUUUU
This is a messenger RNA of Nymphaea colorata (pocket water lily), 2564 nucleotides long. Its product is annotated as protein IQ-DOMAIN 19-like. Gene Ontology annotation, molecular function: protein binding. The record is from RefSeq and is a predicted model, not a curated record. Bases 767 to 2179 code for a protein of 470 amino acids. The transcript has 3 exons. NCBI's taxonomy places the organism in Eukaryota, Viridiplantae, Streptophyta, Magnoliopsida, Nymphaeales, Nymphaeaceae.